Molecule: messenger RNA, 4413 nt
Organism: Amoebophrya sp. A25
Lineage: Eukaryota; Dinophyceae; Syndiniales; Amoebophryaceae
Source: the annotation of a GenBank genome assembly
AUGCCAAACAACAGCGGAAGUUCCAGCUCGCCGAACAAGAAGGUGCUGAAGGCCCACGACUCCCUGCAGGCUGCGCGCGACGUGUGUUCGACCGUCAAGCUGGAGGUAUCGACUUCUUGGUUAGACAUUGAAUGAUGAUUAGACUUUUUCUUAGCUAAUUCGACUCAAUGAAAUAAAUCCACCUUCUUAUCAAUUAAAACGAGCUGAAAAUCAUAGUACUCAACUUGUAAAUCAAAUAACUCAUCAUUAAUUACUCGCUCUCCUACAUCAUAAACCAUCCAACACCAUAACAGUGUGAGCCGAACGUCGUGCACAACGUGCGCGAGGUUUUCCGUGACAACAACCGCAACAAGAAAAAGACUGAGAAGGCGACUUUGACGCCAGGACCUGUUCCCUUACGUUCUGACGCCAUGAACGCGGUCCAACAGGCGAUGGCUCGUUGCAGCCAGAAGGCCCGCACGAUUGCUGCACUUGUCCAGGGAUGCAAAAUGGCUGAGUCCAUCGUGUCGGAACUGGGAGGCCUGGACAAUGUGAACGCAGCGGAAUUCGAUUUGUUGCGCGUACUUCAAUUAUUACCCUUGUGUGUUAAAUAGAACUGCUCUAUUGUAGAGACCUUGAGUAGGGAGCUAGAUGCAGAAGGUGAGAGAUUUACGGACUUAGAUCACAGGUUCCACUUCAUAGGUAUUAGGAAUUUUUUUAACUUAAUUCCAACUAGAUUCUUUUUCAUGAAAACAGAGAGUAUUCAUGAUUUCAAUCUGGGCAUCUCUUCAUCAGUACCCUUAUCCCAUUGAAAUCGUUCCACGUCAUCCCUUACAGGGCGCUUUGCAGACCUGUGGGGAAUCGCAGACGACUCGCGCAGCCGCAGCUCGUAUGCUCCGUGCAAUUGGGCGCUGCAUCAGCAUGAUGGAGAAUUCUGGCCGCAUCACGUGCUUGGAGCACAUCGCUUUGGUCGUGUUUGAGCACGGGAUUAUCAAAGCGCGAAACGAUAGAUCCGGACCUCGACCUUACAACUUGACCCAGAUGCGUGACUGGUAAUGUAUUACCUUUUUUGUGAUGCGCAAAAAUGUGGAACCUUCUCUCAUGUAUAGGAAAGUGAGUGCUUUUUUGUAGUUUUGAAGACAUUAUCCAGAUCGUCGUGUAUUAUACUGGUAGCGGAUGUUCUUUAGAUCUCAACUUCUAGAGUGAACGGCCCCCAUCUCAACUUCGUAUCUAAUAUCUCAAUACCUCACACCACCGCAGGAUGCAGACCAACGCGGACAUUCUGGAGCACGUGAACUGCAUGCAGCAGUUCUACGAUGGUAUCUGUGAACACAUCAACCACGGCGAGUUUACCAAGAUCAAGGAAUUGGCUACCCGUGCAAUUGCUCAAGAGCCAAACAAUUCGGUUCUCCGCAAGUACUUCCAGAACCCGACGAUUCAGGAGGUAACGAGAGCCUUGGGAAUAUAUCUAUUUACAUGGGUUAAAGGAUGCAACUUUAUACUUAUACUGAUACCAUUUCAAAUUAGAAAACGAGUAAAUCGAGUGAUGAACUGUGUGAAUAUUCAGAAACAAUAGAUCGCUUUAGUUACUGCCAUAGAUAUCCAUCCUUAACGAUCGCGUCCCCCUUUCCUUCAGGCGAUUCGUGCUGCUGUGAAGGAUGGAAACGAGAGCAAGCUGGCUGGCUUGAAGAUCAACACUGAGGCGAGCACGGUCGAUUUGAAUGGUAUUCCGAUUCCUGUGGCCGUCGCCACCAUCCAAGACUGCCAGUGGGGCUUUUUCCUGCAGCUGUUGGCCAUCUGUGUCCAGCAGUGUUGGAACGUAUCCAUCGAACGUGUCCCGUGGAAGUUGGUACUUUGUAUUCCUUUCAUUUCGGUCCGCAGAUGUGAGAGUGAUGGGAGAAAAAACUGACCCUAGUGAAAAAACCUCUUUGAACUACAUACCACUGAAAUUGAUCAACAUUUACAGCCUAGACGUAUUCGACAUCAUUCACGAACCUUAACUCUACUACAGCUUGACGGACCCCGCUGCCACACCUGGUUUGUGAUGUUGGCGACGCACAUCGCUAUCCCGUUGACGGCUCCUAUGUUUCUUGGCCUGGCUUUGUUGUUCAACGUGAUCGUCCCCGUGGGAUCCGGAUUUCGCGUACUUCAAAUGAGAGUGAUGCUGAUAUAAAUAAAAGAGCUGUGCUCUAGUAGGAAGAGAUAGAGAGAAAUGCUACAGAUAGUCAACUAUAAAAUAACACGAAUUUCAUCUCUAAUAUCUUGAAAUCAAACACAGCCAAUAAGUAUCUACAUAAGACACACAAGCUAUCCACUCGCUAACUUCUAAUUAGUAUUUUUUUGCCUUAAUAAAUUCUUCCACACCCCGCACAGAGCCGCGCGCUGUCGAAACAGCUGGAGAAGUCGAUGCCGACUGGAAAGCUGCGCCGCAAAAUUCAGGCCUUGUGUGAUAAGGCGCACCUUGCCGACGUGCAGGAGUUCAUCCACCACCUGAACGCCAUGUGCUCCCACAUCACGAGCAGGCAGAUCAAUAAUCUGAGCGGUUGGCUCGACUUCUUCAAGAUGUUCGAGGCGGAACCCACGAAAGGGUUUGCGUCUGUUGCGAAAAUGAUGAUCGCACUUAUUUAUGCGAUGCGCGGCCUCGUCGCGAACACGCGUGAUCAUGUGGAGAAGAUCGCGCGCUUCUUGGACGAAAUCAGCAACGCAGAGACGUUGACGGAGCUGAAGGAGGCGCUGAUGGGUGUCCGUGUCGCGUUUGUUCGCGAAAUGGCACACGAGGCUUUCAAGAAGAUGGGCGAGAAGCUGGCGGCAAGUACUAACAUUUAGGUCGCGGCCAGACCUUUACUUCAAUGCGUCUGAGUAAUUUCUCUCGGUUAUAUGAACAAUCCAACUCUUUUUUAUGUCAGUUCAGAUACGUCGCCACUCAUUUGCAGGUCCUUACAAAAAAACCAUCUAAAUCCACGACUGAUCUCUCACGAAAUCACAACGCCAGAUCUACCGCGCGACGCUAUGGACGUGUUUAACGGUAUGGCGAAUACCUGGCACUUCGUGGCCUUAUCGCAGAUCACAGCUUACGCGCAGAAGAUCGACACGGCCAUGCGUGCGAUCAGUCCCCAAGGACUUGGAAACGACGCUGUGCAGCAGAACAACAACAUCCAGUUCUACCUGCAACAGGGUGAAGAUGGACAAGGAGACGCGCCGGGGGCUGCAGCUGAUGGCGGUGAAGAGGCCGAAGAGGAGGGGAACGGCAGUGACGUGGAGAUCAUCGGGGAGCAGGCUGCUGAGGUCGUUGAAAGCAGUGAUGGCGACUUGUAAGCAUGUCGUAGAAGGCCACAAGGAGGAGGAAGAAGUGGUCAAGGGAAAAUUUGACUUUUAUCGGGAUGUUGUAGUAGUCUAAAGAUUCUUCAGACAGUAUUGCUAGGAGAGCAAAGAAAGAUUACACUUGAGCAGAGUUUCGCGCCAUCACUUGUUCGUUGUAUCCGUAAUGUUUUUGCUUGCUUAUGGUAGAAAUGGAAGAGAGUGCGAGAGCAUGACACUAAGACCUUCUCUGCAGUUGAUCACGUCUAGAAGAUUCACAGACAACCUUUGGAGUAAUUUUGAUCUUUUCACUGUUUCCUACUUUGUCUCGAUCAGUGGCUCCCAUAAUAUGUUGUUUCACCUACGUAGUUCGGAACUCGCAACAUGAUAAGCAGCCAAAGUACUACACAGUAUGAAUUUAUUUCAAUCAUGAUUGUUCUUGAAAGGUGGCAAUUUCUCUUGAUCUUGUCCUAUAAUUUUUUCUCUUUCUCCAGUUCUUGUGACUUCUCUUGCACCAUGUUACUUCGCUCAAAUCUAUCCUUUGUUAAAUUUCUUGACGCAUUGGAUAGAUAUGUAUAGGCCCGUAAUGUCACUCACUGAAGUCUGCGGAUUUUAUAGUAGGCAACUCAUGAAAAAAGAAGUAAUUCAUACAAUGAGGAGAAAGACAACGUAGCAGAGUCAGUCGCUAGCUGCUUGACGUCUGUAGUUUCGUUUGUAAGACUAUCGGCCGUUUCUUCCGAUUGCCGACGAGUAAUUUCGCUCUGCAGAUAUAAGCAAAAUAUACACGAAAUUCAUCACGAUUGAAAGAAUGAAAGCACAGCAAUAAGCUAAGUAUAUGAGAACUAUAACAAUGAUAGACACACUUGAGAACUCGACCCAAUGAAUCACUUCACCCGAGACGCCGCAGCGUUCUCUUCAGAGCGUCAUGGUAGUCAGGGUAUCAAUGUCCACCCUCAACAGAAACACUCCCUUCUCCUCAUGAGCUUCCUCUACUUGUGCCCCCAGCACGAUAAAGAAGCACUACAGUCAGACCGUAAAUGAACUGAACGAUAUAAAAGAGAAGCACCCGAACACAACAAUACGCAUAUGAGAGAAGUGACGAUGCGCCUAGUGUGCUAAUGCAGACCACCCUACUAU